Molecule: messenger RNA, 2481 nt
Organism: Sorghum bicolor (sorghum)
Lineage: Eukaryota; Viridiplantae; Streptophyta; Magnoliopsida; Poales; Poaceae
Product: protein ENDOSPERM DEFECTIVE 1
Exons: 6
Coding region: 422-1888 (488 amino acids)
Biological process (GO): spindle assembly; centrosome cycle
Cellular component (GO): centrosome; cytoplasm; nuclear microtubule
Molecular function (GO): microtubule binding
Source: RefSeq, a predicted model, not a curated record
UCCUACUUCGAUUGUCCAUUUGCUUUGUAUUGAGAAGCAGUCGCGCCUUUCGGGGGUGUUCUCUUUCAGACCCGGCGGCGCAGAUGAUCGUGAACCACUCAUCCCGUCCGUCUCUCCGGCCGCCGCGCCGGACUCCGCCGUCCGCUUGCCGCGACGCGCGCGUCUCCCUCCUCCCACUGCCUCCUCCGUCCCCCUCUUCUCCGAGCGCGGCGCGUAGCCCACCGGCGAGGUGGCCCGCAUUGACAACAGAGCCGCGACGGCAGCGAAACAUUCGGGGAACCCGUGCGUACCGUUAAGCCCCUCUUCGCCCGGCCGCAUAAACCCGUCCUCGAAACUAGCCGUUGUACCCGUCUCUCCCGAAAAUCCAUCCCGCCUCCUUCCCCUUGACGGCUACCCUCCGCUCCGAUCCGAUCUCUCCGGCAUGGCCGCCGCCGCCACGCCGUCGCAGCGCGCGGACCUGAUGCCGCCGCAGCAGCCCGUACCGCCGCCGACUGCGCCCCGUCCGCGCCGCCGCGGAAGGGAAGUCAGUUCCCGGUACCUCUCAACGCCCGUCCCUUCGACCCCGCGCCUCUCCACCGCCUCCGCGGCCUCCUCCACGCGGUCGCGCUCCCCGACGCCGUCGCCUCGUGGACGGCAGCGGGCGGCCACGCCCUUCGCCAACGAGAACCACCCGCCGCCGCCUCCUACGGGCACCGUCGCGCGCCGGCGGGCCGUCCAGAAGCUUUUCGAUGAGACGGGCGCCGGCAACCCGCGUGCCUCGGUGGUCGCCAACUCCUCUGCCUCCACCGUCCCAGCACCAACUCCGCGGCCGCUCCCGCGCUCCACCAGCCGGCCGGCCGCGCCCACCGCGCGGAGAGGGUACCCGCGCCUUCCGACGCCCGCGCGUGCUGGCUCCUCCUGCCCUCCCUCCGCCGCGGUGGAAUCCGACGCCGCCUCGUGCUGCUCUUCGUCUGAUACGUCGUCCACGGCCACUGAGUUCUCUGAGGCCGAUGUGGCGCUCGGGAUGGCCCCAGCCGCGCCGUGCGAGAGCCCGCCGCUGCUUGGCCCAGCGUCCUGCCGCGGGGGACGCCUCUCGUCAGAGCUCCGCUCGUCCGUGCCGGAGUCGGGCGGGUUCUCGCGGGCGUCUAACCCACUAUGCUACCGCUCGCUCAACUCGGCACUGUCGACCUCAACGGCGAUGGCUGGGAAGCUGACGGCGGCAGGGAGGCCACCACAACCGCAAGGUCCGAAGGCAGCUGAUCUGAAGAAGGUGGCGAUCGUGGGGGGCAGGAAGGUCGCGGGGAAGCAGGAAGACGUGCACCAGCUGCGGCUGAUGGGCAAUUCGUACCUCCAGUUCAGGUUCCUCAACGGCCGGGCUGAGGCAGCAGGCAGGGCCAAGGCGGCUGCUGCAGAGAAAUCGUUGUACGGGCUCGAGGAGAAGAUUGCCAGCCUAAGGGAAUCUGUUGCUGAGAAGAGGGCAGAGGUGGAGAGGAUGCAGAGGGAUCAUAGACUGCGUUCAGUAGUAAAUGCGCAGGUGCCAUAUUUGAAUCAGUGGAAUGACAUUGAGGAGGGUCAUGCAAGCUGCCUUAGAGGGGCAACAACAGCACUAUAUAACUCCUCGUUAAGGCUACCAACCAUUGGGAGUGUAAAUGCCAACUGCGAGGAACUUACAGAAGUCCUUAAGUCAGCAACACAACUGCUUGAACCGCUUUCACCUUGUAUCGAAAAUUUCCUGCCAAAGGUCGAACAAAUCGAUGAUGUGGCAUGUAAUCUUGCCCAAGUUAUCGCUACUGAGAGAACCUUGAUAGAGGAGUGUGGUAAUCUCCUGUACCAGGCACAGAACCUGCAGAUGAGGGAGAGCAGCUUGAGGAGUCAAGUGAUGCAGCUGAAACAAAAUGAAGCGAAGUAAAAGUAAUACAAGGAAUAUCACAUUCCUGGCUGGCAUCUGCUCUGACUUCGCCACAAAAUAUCCAACUGAUGCAAUGACAAAUCCAACUGCAUAGACGAUGGGGGGCAGCUUGAGGAGUCAAGUGAUGCAACUGAAACAAAAUGAAGCGAAGUAAAAAUAAUACAAGGACGAGGGAUAAGCACGCCGCCAGGGGCAGCAGCUUCACAAGUUCAACUGAGUGAGCUAACUGUGCUCAACGUUGGAUGCCCAAUACCCAAGUGGACAGAAGUUGCCCGAUCGAUACAUAACCAAAGGCACAAGUGGGUUCUGCGAAUUAAGAUUGCUGAUUCUUUCCAGUACAUAGUAUGUUCGGUAAUUUGCCGUGGAAACAUUUUUGCUGUCUAGCUAUUGAAAAUACAGAAACAUGCAUCGUUUUACGAAUGGAAAUUUGUUGAUUCUUUGUAGUUCGCGUGUUGCGCAAAUACCACUGCACUGCCUUUUUGUUAGCAUCCGGGAAAGAAAAUUCCCAUGCCUGUGUUUGACGAAAUAAUCAGCACAAUCUUAUCUUGUUAAGAUGAAUUUGAGAACGGUCAGCUAUGGAGAAGUUUUGAGAC